Rosa rugosa (rugosa rose) is the source of this 2752-nucleotide messenger RNA. RefSeq names its product protein ANTI-SILENCING 1. Gene Ontology annotation, molecular function: chromatin binding; RNA binding. Lineage: Eukaryota; Viridiplantae; Streptophyta; Magnoliopsida; Rosales; Rosaceae. Bases 52 to 2469 code for a protein of 805 amino acids. The transcript has 13 exons. The record is from RefSeq and is a predicted model, not a curated record.
ACACGAGUAUAUAAAUAUUGAACCGAAUGGUCAGAACACACACAGAAGCAGAUGAUUUUGGGGAGGCGAGAGUUGCCGUCACUGCUUUCCGAUCAAAAACAGCAACUGUUGAGUGUUAGUCAGGUUGUGGAGAGGCCUGCUCGUAGAAUGGUAAAGGUGGAAGAGACUGAAGGUCCUGAAUUUAAAUGGGGAAUGAAGAAAGCAAUUGGUGGAAAAAACAAAGCCACACAGUUCUAUAAAUCUUUUACUUUCGACGGGGAGCAGUAUGACCUUUAUGACUGUGUUUAUCUUUACAAGGAAGGCGAGCCAGAGCCUGAGAUUGGUAAGAUAAUAAAAAUGUGGGAAACUCCACAAAGGAUAAGGAGAGUGAAAAUCCUAUGGUUUUUCCGUCCUUGUGAGAUUAUCAAUUUUCUCGGUGAUGAAGAGAUACUCGAGAACGAGUUGUUUUUGGCAUCUGGUGUUGGUACAGGCCUUUAUAAUCUGAAUCCAGUGGAAGCCAUUGCUGGAAAAUGCAAUGUUCUGUGCAUUUCAAAGGACAAGGAAGAUCCUCAACCUUCAGAUGAGGAGCUUCAAAAGGCCGAUUUUGUAUUUUACAGAACCUUUGAUGUUUCGCUGCAGAAAAUCAUGGAUAAGAUAGAGGGGAAAAUUGCUGAUGUUGAUGUUAAAUUCCUUUUUAACAGAAUGAAUAUUCAGAAGCCUGCUGGCGAUCUGAAUGUUGAUUUAGGAAAAAACAAAGUUUGUGGUAAUGACACAACAAGUAAUGAAACAAUGGUUCCAUCAAAGCAAAACUCGUUUAAAGAACACAUAAAUUUAGAGACAACGGGAAAUUCUUUUGAUAAGCAUAAACUUUGUGUGGAAAAGCGGAUAUCUGCCGUAGGUUUAGAAUCAAGUGAGAUGGAUAAAACUGAUGAAAGACAACAAGAUAUGUCAAGUCCUAAGACUGUCUUAAGUUCUAAAGGUAAAAGUAGGGAGGAAGAGGUUAAUCUUGACAACGUUCUUCCAAGAAAGCUUGAGGUGGAAGAAACAAUCUCUACUAAGGAGGUUGGUGAUUUGGACAAUAGACCAACUAAGAAGGUGAAGCUUGAUACUAGUAAAGCAUCUAGUGACGAUAGAAAUAGUCACGAGCAAAGACAUGUUGAGGCGGAAGAAAAUAGCAAUAAUAGAAAGAGUAAUGCUAUAUUGGAGCACACACAACUUGAGAAGGCAAACAUGAAUGCAAGCCGAAGUAGCGAGCAUAAACACAAGAUCAAUGCUAAUGGGAGUUAUAUGAAGGAUUUAUCACCAAUUGCUUCUCCAGUCGAUGAAAGAUGUAAACGCAAAGGUGUAGAGGAUACUAUUGGGACAAAUAAAAGCCAUACCAAGAAGAUGAAGCCCGAUGGUAACGCAACGAUUCCUUCCAAUGACAAGUUGCCCAAAUCAUUGCAUGGAGACGGUAAAAGUAAGGCCCAAAAGGCUUUAUCACCAAGUAGCUCCACCAUCGAUGAUAAGUGUAAACAUAAAGAUGGAGGGGAGUCUUUAGUGGUGGACAAAGACUCCAAGAAGAAGAUGAAGGUUGGCGAUAAGGCGACAAGUCUUUCCACUAGCAAGCCACCUAGACCAACCCCAAGGCCGCCUAAAAAUAAGGCCCAAAAGUUUGAUGGUCAAGUGUUGGAAGUCACCCGACAUUCGGAUGCGAGUAAUGUUGAUGGGAAUGAUAAUAAGACUUCAUCACCAAUUGCUUUUGGAUUUGAUGAUUCGCUUGGGAAACACAAAGCCCCUUUCGAGAAGAUGAAGUCCGAUGUUAAGGCCCCAAGACUUUCCAAUAGGGAGUUGCGUGAACAAUCUUCCACACAGUCGCAAAAUAAGUCCCAAAAGUUAGAUGGUCAAGUUGUGGAAGUUACUCAACGUCCGGGUGCGGAUAGAAGAAAGUGGUUCAAGAAGUUUCCCUGGCAAGAGAGAAUGCAAGCUGCACAUGAGCAAGGAACCCUCAUUUUGCUUCAGAAUUUGGAUCCAGCUUACACGUCAGCAGAAGUGGAGGAUAUAGUAUGGAAUGGAUUGGGGGAAAGUUGCACAGCUAAGAUGAUUCAGCAGACUGCAAAUUCCAGCCCUUACUCUGGACAAGCUCUUGUUAUUUUUAAAACUCGGGAAACAGCGCAGAAGGUUGCUAGAAAAUUAGAGGAGGGCUGCCUGUUAUUGUCAAAUGGAAGACCUCUAGUUGGCAGCACUGCAACAACUCCUUGUUCCACAGAAAAGAAGCCACAUUUUUUUGGUCAUCUAGUCAUUGAUAAACUUCGGCACCCAAUGCUAAACGAAAGGGAAAUGAAAGAAGCUGUUUCUACUUCACAUUUUUCCCAGCCUAACACUAUUGAAUAUGAUAUGUCCAUGGAAUGGUGUGCACAACAAGAGAAAUCAGAUCUUUUGUGGAAGAACCUGUAUAAGCAACAAUGGAAGGAGGUGAGAGAACUCAAAGCUAAACUUAAGGCCAAAUGAGCAGUGUUGGGAUUGUGAAAUUCCUCUUCUUGAAAGCUGAUGGAAGGAGUCAAGGAUGGGGUAACUUGUUGGUUGGGCAUUUGCAAUUGUAUGUGUGCAAGACCCAUUUCCUGGUGUUUUGGAAUCAAUCGGAAUUUUCUGAGCUGUGAAGGGAAUCACCAGAUAGCCUGGUUGAUCCGAGCUCCAUCAACUGUAAAUUCAUGUCAUGUUAAUGAAUAUCCAGUUUUUGUACAGUAUUUCAUCAUACCAUUAUGGCAAUCUAAUGGCAGAAUAUUUUACCAGA